Messenger RNA from Abrus precatorius (Indian licorice), 2184 nucleotides. RefSeq names its product 3-phosphoshikimate 1-carboxyvinyltransferase 2. Bases 298 to 1875 code for a protein of 525 amino acids. The transcript has 8 exons. Lineage: Eukaryota; Viridiplantae; Streptophyta; Magnoliopsida; Fabales; Fabaceae. Gene Ontology annotation, molecular function: 3-phosphoshikimate 1-carboxyvinyltransferase activity. Gene Ontology annotation, biological process: aromatic amino acid biosynthetic process; chorismate biosynthetic process. The record is from RefSeq and is a predicted model, not a curated record.
GAGCAAAAAAAAAAACCUCCUACAUCUUAAAGCCAUUUUUCUUGGUAGGUGAAGUUGACAAACCUACACCAACUUGUUCACUCAAUUAUACUUUGUUGGCAACUAAAAACCCCUUCACCUCACCCGAGUCAAUCCAACAACCUCUCACAGCACCAACCCCCACACCCACUCUCACAAAACCCCUCAUUACACAUUAUCGGAAAAAAAAAAAAAAACUUCAUUUGUGUGUGUGAGAGAGAACAAAGAUCGAGGAGCAAAGUGCAUAGAACAAAGUUUACAACUUUAAGGAAAACUGAAAUGGCCCAAGUCACCAGAAUCCACAAUCUGGUUCAAAGUACUCAAAUUUUGCACCAUUCUUCAAACACCCACAAACCCAAAUCAGCAAACUCGCUUUCAUUGAGGUCACGUCCUUGGGGGACCUCAAAAGCUUGGAGUUUGAUGCAUAAAAAUGAAAGCUUUUUGGGAAAUUGUAAUGUGGGUAAGGGAAAAUCGGGUGUGUUGAAGGUUUCUGCAUCGGUUGCCGCCGCAGAGAAGCCGUCGAUGGCGCCGGAGAUCGUGUUGGAACCCAUCAGAGAUAUCUCGGGUACCAUUACAUUGCCUGGCUCUAAGUCUCUAUCCAAUCGAAUUCUGCUUCUUGCUGCUCUCUCUGAGGGAACAACUGUUGUAGACAACUUGUUGAAUAGCGAGGAUGUUCAUUACAUGCUUGGUGCAUUAAGGACCUUGGGACUGCGUGUGGAAGACGACAAAACAACCAAAAAAGCAAUUGUAGAAGGCUGUGGGGGAUUGUUUCCCACUGGUAGAGAUUCUAAAGAUGAAGUCAAUUUAUUCCUUGGAAAUGCUGGUACUGCAAUGCGUCCUUUGACAGCAGCUGUGACUGCUGCUGGCGGAAAUGCAAGCUACGUACUUGAUGGGGUGCCCCGAAUGAGAGAGAGGCCUAUUGGGGAUUUGGUUGCUGGUCUUAAGCAGCUUGGUGCAGAUGUUGAUUGUUUUCUUGGCACAAACUGUCCACCUGUUCGUGUAAAUGGGAAGGGAGGACUUCCUGGGGGAAAGGUGAAACUUUCUGGAUCAGUUAGCAGCCAAUACCUGACUGCUUUGCUUAUGGCAGCUCCUUUAGCUCUUGGUGAUGUGGAAAUUGAGAUUGUUGAUAAACUUAUUUCUGUUCCAUAUGUUGAAAUGACUUUGAAGUUGAUGGAGCGCUUUGGAGUUGCUGUUGAACAUGAUGGUAAUUGGGAUAGGUUCUUGGUCCAUGGAGGUCAAAAGUACAAGUCUCCUGGCAAUGCUUUUGUUGAAGGUGAUGCUUCAAGUGCCAGUUACUUCCUAGCUGGUGCAGCAGUUACUGGUGGGACUAUCACUGUUAAAGGCUGUGGGACAAGCAGCUUGCAGGGAGAUGUAAAAUUUGCUGAAGUUCUUGAAAAGAUGGGAGCUAAAGUUACAUGGACAGAGAACAGUGUCACAGUUACUGGCCCACCACGCGAUUCUUCUAGCCAAAAAGUCUUGCAAGGCAUUGAUGUCAAUAUGAACAAGAUGCCAGAUGUUGCCAUGACACUUGCUGUUGUUGCACUAUUUGCCAACGGUCCCACUGCUAUAAGAGAUGUGGCAAGUUGGAGAGUUAAAGAGACAGAGAGAAUGAUAGCAAUCUGCACAGAACUCAGAAAGCUAGGAGCAAAAGUUGAAGAAGGUCCUGAUUACUGUGUGAUUACUCCACCUGAGAAAUUGAAUGUCACAGCUAUAGACACAUAUGAUGACCAUAGAAUGGCCAUGGCAUUUUCUCUUGCUGCUUGUGGAGAUGUUCCAGUCACCAUCAAGGAUCCUGGUUGCACCAGGAAAACAUUCCCUGAUUACUUUGAAGUCCUUGAGAAAUUUACCAAGCAUUAAAAGCAUUCUUGUACAUGUAGGGAAGAGAGGGAGAGAUAAAAUACUCACAAAGCAGUGAGUUUAUGGCUUUCUAUAUAUUCCCUUGUAAACGACCAGAGAUAAUUUGUAUUGUUGAAAUGAGCUUUUGCUUCUGUUGUAUCAAUGUAAUUUAGAAGGCGUUUGGAAGAAUUUAGAGUCCAUGAAAAUAGCUUUAUGACUUUUAUAAAUAUUUUUUGGCUUAUUUCAAUAAGUUUCAUUGUCAAAUUUACGUGGUAAGCCUUCUUGUGGUGUACAUUGAUAUGCAAUGAUAUCCAAACACACGCCUAAUUU